UUUUUACUUGAUUUGAAGAGUACUUUAAAUGCAUAAACUCAAAAAUUUUGAUUUGCUUCAUUUAAUAAUUUUAGCCAUAUUAUUGGCAGAAUUAUAUUCACUGCGAAGUAUGAAAACAGAUUUCUGAAGAUCCCGGAAAAACAUUAUUCAUAAUAUAUUGGAUAUGGAAAUCCAGACAAUAUACCUGUUUUUGGUGAUAGGUUUGUCAGUUGCAGAUGACCCGUCCUGUGCCAUCUGGAAGAAAAAUUUGGACAUCCUGAAUGCAAACAAUGGACGUCAGUCCUGGUCAGAGAGUGGGAUGUCCUUCAGAUGUAAAUAUCACCCAGAGAAAUGUGAACAAAUCGACUGUGUGGGGAUGUUUAGGAAUGCCAUGAUCGGGUCGUUCAGCUUCUGUUGGAACAUGAUCAUGAACCACUGUGACAGUCCGAUUAACAUGGACGUUAGCAUCAGCAUCGACUCGUUCAACUACAAAUUCAGUCAGCGAGUCACUCACAAUCAGCGUUAUCCGCUGUCCAUACAGAGUCAGAAUUUGUCCCUCUCCGGAAUCCCGAUUCAUGAAUAUCUGGAGUUUACCCUCCUGAAGAUCAACGCUACAGCUGUUAUGUUAGGGAUGAAACUUUCAACAGAGAUGUGUAUCCCACACCUGGGCUGUACCUUCAAUAAAAAGAUCGACCUGCUACCCGACAUUGCAGUACCUGUCUCCAGGUGUUCCAAGGUAACUAGGACACCUGUACCCAAAGCACCGAAAUGUUCUAAUGGUGGAAAGACGGGUGGCGGUGGUAGUAAGAUAAAGCCCUACUUCACCACCACUAAAAUGCCACCACACACCACGUAUAAGUCACGGACCUAUGGUAAGAAGUGUUCGAUGAACAGCCUAGCCAGCCGAUGUGGCCGGAAUGAGAUGUGUAAGCAGGGUCGAUGUGCCUGCUUCACUCCUAAAUACCCAAGAUGCCCUUAUACCGGCGUUUGUCAAACUUUAGAUGAUUGUGCAAAGCAUAUCGUUCCCGUGUACGAAGUAAACACAGUGAGUCCUCAUACAGGUCAUCAAAACAAUGGAGACAGCCCUGGCCCUACAAACAAGACUGCAGUAAUCGUAGGGGGAGCGCUAGGUGGGAUCGUCGUCAUUGUCAUAGUCGUCGGAAUCAUUCUCGUCAUGCUGAAGAAGCGUGGGUCGCAGUAUAGAGGGCGCCAGCUGUUACUGACAGAGGACAACACAGACGGCAUCAUAUAGAGGGCACUGUCGGCAACAUCCAAUACAGCACAGAUCAAAUACGAUGGGUGGGUUAUGGAAGACAGAGAUUUGACAUUUCUACAAAAUUGUCCUUUUAUUGUGAGAGAUCUCAUCAGGCUCUGUACACCUCUUUCUGAUUUCUGACAUUUUGCAGUAAUGGAUUAAGAUCUGAUACGUUUAUUAUGCAUGUACUUUAUGUAAGAGAUUAACACAUGUCUAGACCUUUUCUACAAGUCAUGGUACUACUUUAUUGGAAUGAAGAUAUUUUUUAUAUGAAUUUGAUCACUUUUCUUUUUAAAGAAGUCACGUAAUUUAAAUGAUUAAAAGCGAUUAUGAAUUUUUUAUUUCAUUGAUAAAUUCAUGAUAUUCCUAAAAUUCAUGAUAUUGGAAAUUCAAUAUUUUUUUAGAAUAAUUAAUCUGUGUAUAAAAUUGAAAUGUAUUAUAGCAACAUUCAGUUUCUCGGUCUGUCCUUUACAGAGAAGAGGAAAAAUAUGUUGGUUUUCUUGCUUCAUAGAAAUUGUCAUAGUCACCAUCAUCAUCAUCUUGAAUCGUUUCAGAAUCUUAACUUUUGAACAUGCAUUCUAGCACCAAAAAAAGUAAAUUAGAGAAUUAUGUCCCAUACUUUGAAUGUGGAAAUUCAGGUGAAUUCACAUCAUUAAUAUCUUUAUGUUUGGUUGUUAUUUCCCUUUUUCACGAAUACAAUGCCUUGAGAAUUUUUUUUACUUCUUGUACACCUAAACCUCAUUUAUAACAUAGGGAAUUAAUCUCUGUAAACAGUAUUGGGGGGGGGGGAGGGGGGGCUUUUAAAGGAUGAUUUAAAAAUAUGCCAUGUCUUUCAUGAAAAGAAACAAAUGGAGAGAAUAAUAGUGGUUGUAAAUAACAUGUUAGUAUCCCCCCCCCCCCACCAUUGUUUUCACACUAUAAUAAUUUUGUUGAUAGAGAACUUGGUUUUAGUACCUACACUCAAUUGUCACUCAGCUUUAUUAAGUUAAGAUUGCAUAUUUACGUCUGUGUUAUAUAUCAAGGUAAUAUACAGACAAGGGAGAAUCUCUUUUUUUCUUCAAGUAUUGAUGUUAUUUUAAGCAAUGCAAUACGUUACAUUAUGUUAAAGUUAAACUAACCAAUUAAGCCUUCAGAUUGGACGAUAUAUAGAACUCGAAUUAACUUUGUUUUUUUAUGAAAAGAUCAUUUCUAAUUUUCACAUGUAAUUCUUGGGGACAUACAUGUAUCUAUUUUUAUUUCUUUUUGUUUUGUAAAAAAAAAAAUUUGGUUUCGAGAAUCUGAUGAAAUUUGAUUUAAAUUUGGCAAUUUUGAAAAUUGAUUUAACUGCAGUGAAGAAUUAUAUUGAUAUCAUAUCCUGCUGUGGAUUGAAUGACAGAUCUGAAUUCUGUGAAAAAGUUGUCUUUCUUUUGUAAUAUGUUCUCUGUGAAAAAGUUGUCUUUCUUUGAUCUAAAUGGUUCACUUUCUUUGUAAAAAUUUGAGAAAAUUGAUCAGAUUGCCUUAACGUUUAAUCUGUUCUACAAUGUUAAGGAAUUCCUAGAAGAUGACAAUAUAUACUGUAUAAGGUUUAAUGUUUGUCCCUUCCUAUUAAAGCACCUCUCUCUGUGAUAUAUAUAUAUACCCCUGUACAAUGUGUAAAUAAUUAAACAUUAGUAUAGUGAUAUUGAGAAAUAAUUUUAAAGUGUUGUGUCCAUAAUUUUUAUUUUGUAUAUAGAAAAAACUCAAGUAAGCAACGUCACUUGAAAUCGGCUCAUUUUUUUUUCAUAUCAUUUGUGUUAUUUUUCUAUUUGUAUCCAGGGAAGAUUAGCUAAUUGUACUACAUACUGCCUUCGUUUAAGGUUUGAGCAAAUGAUAAACUUGAUGAAUUAAUUCAUCAACAUGCAAUUACAUGAAUAUGUAUUAAUGAAUACCAUAAUCUGUGGUACGUAUUAGGGCUAUAAAAGUACGCAAACGCCAACGAUGAAUUUUUUUCUCGUGAAAGUUUUAUUUCAAAAAUGGAGAUUCAAAAGCCCUAAUACAAAUAUUUUUGUGACAAUAUAAGGCAAUGAAUAGUGUUUUCUCCCAAAGUCGAAUUUUAUCUCUGAUUUCUGUUUCAUAAAGUUUGCAACCAAAAUACAAACACAUGUGUACUAUAUAAAGAAGGAAAGAUGUAGCUUUCCACAGAUGGGAGAUUAUGUUCAUUUGGAUCACUGUUUGAGGGGUUUUCUGGGGGUUAUUUGUUUGUUUUGGGUUGUUGUUUUUUUUUUUUUCAUUUUUUACUUUUUCAUUCUUAAUGUUUGUUCAUGUCACACACAGGUGUACAUUCCAAUAAUUUGUCCCACAAACAUCAGAAAAAACAUUAACUUCACUUUUAACCAGAAAUGAAAUUUUGUAUAUAUAGAAUGUGGAUGUAGACUGGCUCAAUUCUCUGUGUUUAUUUGUUUUUUAAAAAAAUGGUUGGCGACUGCCCUCUAUUAUAGCAUAAUAUUUAUGAAACAUUGAGACUCUGUUCUUACGUCAUUAAAGGGAAACAGACACGAUUUGAGCUAAAAAAUUAAAAAAUUUAUAUUCCCGUUUUUAAUGUUUACAAUGCUUAACUAAGGUAUUUCUAAUGGUCAGCAAAAAUUUGAAUGUCAGUUGUUGAGUUACAAGUGAGAAACAGCACUCACAAUUCUUUGUUAUGUAAACAAGGCUUGUGCCAUGUUUUUGUUUACAUAUAUAUUGCUUAAUAGAAAAUACCAUGUUUAAAACAAAAUGAGACAGCAAACCCACUAGAAACUGUUUAAUUGUGUUCAUAAUUAAUUUGGAAAUUCAAAAAAAUAAUCUGCUUUAAACGGAGCUUUUACUAGUACAUUUAACCUAUGUAAACAAAAACACGGCACGAGCCUUGUUUACAUAACAAAGAAUUGUGAGCUCUGUAUCUCUGUUGUAACUGACGUUCAAAUUUUUGCUGACCAUUAGAAAUACCUUAGUUAAGCAUUGUAAACAUGAAAAUCGGAAAAAUGAAAUUUGAAAAUUUUCAGCUCAAAUCGUGUCCAUGCCCCUUUAAAGGGUAUGAAGGAGAGUAGAUACGUAAAAUAAAAACUAAUACAGAGGUUUGAACAUGUCUAAAUUGUAUUUAGUUGUAGAUUAUAUGCCAUUUUAUUUCUCAGAGUGUGUUGCUGGGAAUGAAGAAAUUUGUAGUCCAUCAUGAUGUAUUUGCUUUUCUCUACAACAGCUUUUCUAAAAGCACAAUAUUUGAUUUGUUUUAAUGAUUAACAAAAGCUUACUGCAAACAACCCCCCCUUCUUCUUGAAAGAAUAUAAUGUGUUAUAUGUUUACUAUUAUGUCCAAUACAUGUGGAUUGUUGAGAAGAAAUAUUCAGGAAAUUAUUUUGUUUUGGAGGGGGAAGGGGGGGGGGGGGGUCUGCAGAAAUUUUUGCAAUGUACAGGUGAUGUUGGUAUAUAACAAAAUGUGGAAUCCUUUUGGAGGAGGAGGGGGGGUGUCUGUGUUGGUGGCUGAUUUUCUUACAAUGUAUCUGUUUGGUAAGGCCAUGAAUUACUGGACUGGUUUAAGUCUUGCGGUUAUUUUCAGCAAUUUUUAUCACUUGGUAUACAUAAUAAAUUGAUACAUGUAAAAAUUGAUUGAUUCCAAUUAAUGAUUGACUGAUGUGGUAUAUAUGAAGGCAUAUAAUCCUUUAAAGUUCUACAAAAAUUUAAGUAUACCCCCAAAAGAAAAAAAACUAAGAUUAGAAAUUGAGAAUUUAAAACUGAUGAUUCUUUGGUAGUUGGUGUAUCUUGUUUGUUUCCCCCCCCCCCCUCCUUUUUUGCUGGUGUGUUUGUCCUAUUUCAUUAAAUUUGUUGUAAUGUUAUUUUAAUCCCACGACCCAUGUAGAGAGUGUAUUGCUCUUGUUGGCAUUUACACAUGUAUAUCGCACUUGUAUGAUUGGAGUGAAAACUAUUUACCUUUAACUAGCAAGCCGAAGCAAUAUCUCAGUCAGUUUUACUAUUGACACAAAUACAAAACAUUGUCUUCAUGCUUUUCAAUGGAGAAAGAAUAAACAUUUUGUUUUCUGUGUUUUGAUACGGCAUUCUGAUAUAGAAGAUUGUGUAAAGUUCCUGAUAAAACUGCACUAUUUUCGAAUAAUUCUUUUGUAUGUGGUGUACUUGUUUUUUUAUUUUGAAGUAAUUUUUUGGAAAUGUUGGAUAUACGAGAAUGUAUAGGGUUAUAUUUCUAACUUUUGAAAAUAUGUGAGUUUUAUCAUUUAUAGGAUAUUGAGCCCCUCUGCAUGUAUUUUAUGCAUUUUCCAGAAGAUGUAAAUGUUCUGAAAUUCAAACACUGAGCAUACCAUGAAUCUUAAAUUAUUAGAGUUGAAUGAUAUUUCUCAUAAACACAAUAGUCCUUGGAAAGGGAAGUAGAAACACCCCCACAUGCCACACACACUGACCCCAUGCACCCACACCAACUCCCACCUACACACACACACCACACUCACUCUCACCUACACCCACCACACACACACACACUCACUCCCACCUACACACCCACCACACACACUGACCCCAUGCACCUACACCAACUCCCACCUACACACACACACCACACUCACUCCCACCCACCACACACACUGACCCCAUGCACCCACACCAACUCCCACCUACACACACACACCACACUCACUCUCACCCAUUGCACUCAUUAAUGUUGGAAAAAUAAUUUUUUGAAAAGAUGUUAUUUUACCAUCAUUUAUCGAUGGAAAUGUACCAUUAGAAAUUUGGAAAAUGCAUGAAUAUAUACAUAGAUAAUGUGAACAAAAUCAAUUGCAGUAUUUGUAUAUCAUUUUACUUCAGUCAAGUAAUGUAAGAGUUAUCUAUCUUGUCAGAGGGACAUUGUACUCCUUAAAUAAAAUACAUAUUGGAUGUACAUUAAACAAAACAAAAAAAACUUCUCGGAUAUCCACUUUUCCCCCUUUGCAUAAUAGCUUACAAAGAAUUAAGCAAAUACUGUUGUAAUCAAUGCUUUGUGUUACAGGGGCUGAUUUCAGUCUUUUGUUCUGUUGGAUUUAUGUCAUUUUGUAUUUAUAGGGGCAUAACAUCACAUUCCUUAAUAAAAAAAUGUUUUGUA
Molecule: messenger RNA, 6313 nt
Organism: Ostrea edulis (European flat oyster)
Lineage: Eukaryota; Metazoa; Mollusca; Bivalvia; Ostreida; Ostreidae
Exons: 8
Coding region: 164-1231 (355 amino acids)
Source: RefSeq, a predicted model, not a curated record